This is a messenger RNA of Setaria italica (foxtail millet), 1303 nucleotides long. RefSeq names its product 60S acidic ribosomal protein P0. The coding region runs from base 154 to 1113 and encodes 319 amino acids. Gene Ontology annotation, cellular component: cytosolic large ribosomal subunit. Gene Ontology annotation, molecular function: large ribosomal subunit rRNA binding; structural constituent of ribosome. Gene Ontology annotation, biological process: ribosome biogenesis; ribosomal large subunit assembly; cytoplasmic translation. NCBI's taxonomy places the organism in Eukaryota, Viridiplantae, Streptophyta, Magnoliopsida, Poales, Poaceae. The transcript is spliced from 4 exons. The record is from RefSeq and is a predicted model, not a curated record.
CGGCCAGCCGCCUCUCCUCCGCUAGGUUAAAGCGACGCCGCCGCCGCCCGCCUCGCCCUUCCUCUUCCUCGAAGGCUUGGUCCUCAUCCUCGCAUCCCCACCUCCACCAUCCCCUAGGGUUAGGUCUCGUCUCCCCCACCCCCUGCAGCAGCGAUGGCGAUCAAGCGUACCAAGGCGGAGAAGAAGCAGGCGUACGACCGCAAGCUGUGCAGCCUGCUGGACGAGUACACCAAGGUGCUCAUCGCCCUCGCUGACAACGUCGGCUCCAAGCAGCUCCAGGACAUCCGCCGCGGCCUCAGGGGCGACUCGGUGGUGCUCAUGGGGAAGAACACGCUCAUCAGGCGCUGCAUCAAGGCGUACGCUGACAAGACCGGGAACCACACCUUCGACCCGCUCAUGGACCUCCUCGUCGGGAACGUCGGCCUCAUCUUCACCAAGGGUGACCUCAAGGAGGUCCGCGAGGAGGUUGCCAAGUACAAGGUUGGCGCUCCUGCUCGUGUUGGUCUGGUUGCUCCUGUGGAUGUUGUUGUCCCCCCUGGCAACACUGGUCUGGAUCCCUCCCAGACCUCUUUCUUCCAGGUGCUCAACAUCCCCACCAAGAUUAACAAGGGUACUGUGGAAAUCAUCACCCCUGUGGAGCUGAUCAAGAAGGGUGACAAGGUGGGCUCAUCCGAGUCUGCCCUGCUUGCCAAGCUGGGUAUCCGCCCCUUCUCGUAUGGUCUUCAGAUCGUCAAUGUCUACGAGGAUGGGUCUGUCUUCAGCCCUGAGGUGCUCGACCUGACUGAGGACGACCUGGUUGAGAAGUUUGCCACUGGUGUCUCCAUGGUUGCCUCUCUUUCCCUGGCGCUCUCGUACCCGACCCUUGCUGCUGCCCCCCACAUGUUCAUCAAUGGGUACAAGAACGUGCUUGCCGUUGCUGUGGAGACAGACUACUCGUACCCGCAUGCUGACAAGAUCAAGGAGUACCUCAAGGAUCCGAGCAAGUUCGCCGUUGCUGCCCCUGUUGCCGCCGUGGGCUCUGGCGCGGCCGCUGCUCCCAAGGAAGAAGAGAAGGCGCCUGAGCCUGCCGAGGAGUCGGACGAGGAGAUGGGCUUCAGCCUGUUCGACGACUAGAGCUGCUCACAUCCGUCUAUGCUGCUGCGGCUUUAGGCUUUCUCUUAUUACAGCACCACCAAAGUAUUGUCAUCUUAUCAGUUAGCGUAUCAUGUUUUUUGUUAGUAGACAAAGAACUCAGUUGUGUCUCUAGUAGUGUGUAAUCGACGAUGGGAAUCUGGUUAUGUUAAGCAUUUGCCCGUGUCCUAUU